AAGAGCCUUCUCUUUGACUAAAUUUAUGUUCAUGAUGAGUUAUUACUAAUAUUAAUUAAUUAAUACAUUAAUUAAUUAAUUGAAUUAGUGAGGAUGAAAAGAUGACAGCUUUUCACACGUGGUAUAAAUAUAUAAAAUAUAUAUUAUUUUAAUUGGACACUUUGGAAAAAAAUAAUCAGUAUUAUUUCUAUUCAUCUCUUUUAAUUUUUUUUUUAGGGUGGGGUGGUAGUGAGCUAUUCAAUGGAGACCUAAUCCUUGAUACCUUUCCUUGAGAAAGUAUACACGGUUAAGUCUUUGAGUAAAAUUUUUGUCUUUCGUAAUGGAAAGUAAUUAUUACGAUUCUUUUCAAGGCAUGGAAUAUAGUGGUAAUUAUAACUAUGAAGAUGAGAGCUUCUUUGAAUUCAAGCCAAAUAUUUCUCAAGGUAUCUAUGAUUUAUCAAGUGCUUACAACACAAAUAUUGAAGAAAAAAGUGGUCAAAAGUCAAUUUCUUCUAAUAAUUCUUCCUCUAAUUCUGGGGGAUUUCUCAUUUCAUUUUCUUCAAAUCAAGAAGAAGAUAUUGGUGCAAUGAUAAGCUCAGAAAAUUCAUGCCAAGAAUCAUUUUUAUUAGGGGAAAAUAAUAAUAACAAUAAUAAUAAUAAUAAUGUUAUGUAUAAGAGGAGUCCACAACAAGCACAAGAUCAUGUUAUUGCAGAGAGGAAGAGGAGAGAAAAAAUGGGAGACCUUUUCAUCUCUUUGUCAAAGAUUGUACCUGGUCUUAAGAAGUUAGAUAAAUCAUCUAUCCUUGGAGAUACGAUUGAGUACAUGAAAGAGCUUCAAGAACAAGUAAAACUUCUUGAAGAGUCAAAGAAAAACACAUCAUCAUCUUUGGAACAUAAUGAUUCUAACAAGGAACAAGUAUUAGGAUCAAACAAGAUUAAGGUAAGGAUUAUGGACAAAAAUGUACUUAUUAACAUACAUUGCAACAAACAAGAUGGAAUGUUGGGAAGAUUGCUAGUCCAAAUGGAGCAAUUGCAUCUUUCAGUCCAUGACAUGAGGAUUAUGCCUUUUGGUCCUACUAAUCUUGAAAUAUCACUUCUUGCUCAGAUGGAGGAUGGAUGCUGCAUAAAUGUAGAGGAUAUUGUAAAGGCCAUCCAAAUCAACAUCCUGGACCUCGUAAAUAAUUAAAACACAUACACAUUUUAAAUUACCUAUAUGUAUAAUUAAUUGAGGGAUCUUUGCAGAUUAAUGUGUGAUACUUAAUUUCCUCUUCCUUUUAGUAUGUAUUUUUCUUUGUGGCAAAAUUCCUUAUAUAUAUACACUGGACGAAAA
Solanum lycopersicum (tomato) is the source of this 1309-nucleotide messenger RNA. RefSeq names its product transcription factor bHLH18-like. Lineage: Eukaryota; Viridiplantae; Streptophyta; Magnoliopsida; Solanales; Solanaceae. The record is from RefSeq and is a predicted model, not a curated record. Gene Ontology annotation, molecular function: protein dimerization activity.